UCUGCCUAUCGGUUCUUCUGUAUCAUGACGUAACCCUGUGAAAGAGCAAUCGCUGCUCCUAACAAUGUAAGCAAUCAACAUAUUCCAGCUCUGCUUCAAAUGUAGGCUAUCAAUAAGAGCCAUGCUACAUGGCUUGGGGCACGGUCCGUUUCGGUUAAUGAAACAUUCAUCGUGUUUCUAUAUUUGCGACGAGGGGCUGUCCAUUUCUCCUCUCUGCAAUGAUGAUUCAGACUGAAGAGCGGACCCAGUGAGGGAGUCAUGGCAACACAAGAACCUUCUCCUCCUUCAUCAAUGGAGAGCAACAAACCAGGCUUCCCCAAGAAGAUCUUGGCAAAUACGCUGGAGGAUAAGCACCUUUGCAACUGCUGUCAUAACAUUUUGAGGAGACCAUUCCAAGCCCAGUGUGGUCAUCGCUUUUGUUCCUACUGCUUCAACAGAACUGUCAGCAAUGGACCCCAGAAAUGUAAUGCCUGUAUCAAGGAGGACAUAUUUGAAGAGCCCACAUCUAUUCUCAAACAAGGCUGUGCCUUUCCUGACAAUGCAGCUCGGAGAGAGGUGGAGACGCUUGCUGCAAUUUGCGUUAACGAGGGCUGCACUUGGAAGGGCAGCAUCAAAGAAUAUGAGCUAAGCCACGAGGGAAAGUGUGAGUUCAUGAUCAUCCCCUGUCCCUCAUGUAAGGAGCGCAUACGCUUCAGCGAGCAGGAGAGGCAUAAUGAACGCGAAUGUCCAGAGAGAACCCUCAACUGCAAGUACUGCAAAGAGCCAUUUCAUUUCAAAAACAUUAAGGCACAUGAUGAGAUCUGCCCCAAGUAUCCGAUGAUCUGUGAAGGCUGCGCAAAGAAGAAAAUCCCCCGGGAAAAGUAUGUCGACCACAUCAAGUUUUGCAGCAAAUUCAGAACUCCAUGCCGAUAUCAAGUAGUAGGCUGUGACAUGUCAGUUGAGAAGGAGAAGAUCCACGAGCACGAGCGUGCCUGCGCCCACGAGCACCUCAACCUGCUGCUGCACUACAUCAUGGGCAUGAAGGUGAGCCUGGAGGGGCUGCAGCCGCAGAGCCUGGAGCUGGCCGGGCACAAGGCCCACGAGCUGCACCAGUCCCUGCGCGAGCUGGAGCUCCGCGUCAGCCAGCUGAGCGCCAUGUCUGCGCCCAUCCUCGGGCCUCCCGUGCAGGGGGCCUCCGCCUCGUCCUCCUCCUCCUCCUCCUCAGCCUCGGCGUCCGGCUCCAGCUCCGCUGUGGCUGCCGCACCUCCGCCGGCGCUGCCCACCGCCACACUGUCCACCUCCUUCACGCCGCUGCCCAGCUCGGUGGGUGCGGCGCUGGAGCUGCAGCUACACAGCGAGAAGACCAAGGUGGCGGAGCUGGGCCGGCGCUGCCAGGAGCUGGAGGUGAAGGCGGGCACCUUCCAGGAUGUGGUGUGCGUGCUGAACCGCGAGGUCGAGCGCUUCGCCACCACCAUCGAGGCCAGCAACCGGCAGCACCGACUGGACCAGGACAAGAUCGAGGCUCUGAGCAACAAGGUCCGGCAGCUGGAGCGGACGGUGGGGGUGAAGGACCUGACCGUGGCUGAGAUGGAGGGGAGGCUGCGCGAGAUGGCUGCCACCACCUUCGACGGCGUCUUCAUCUGGAGGAUCUCCGACUUCACCAAAAAGAGGCAGGAUGCCAUUGCUGGACGCGCCCAUGCCAUGUUCUCCCCUGCGUUUUACACAAGCAAGUAUGGCUAUAAGAUGUGUUUACGGAUCUACCUGAAUGGGGAUGGGACAGGCCGUGGCACACACCUCUCUCUGUUCUUUGUGGUGAUGAGGGGACAGAGUGAUGCCCUGCUCAAAUGGCCUUUCAACCAGAAGGUGACCCUCAUGCUACUGGACCAGAGUAACCGGGAGCACAUCAUUGAUGCCUUCCGGCCCGAUGUCACUUCCUCCUCUUUCCAGCGGCCUGUGAGCGAGAUGAACAUCGCCAGUGGCUGCCCGCUUUUCUGCCCUCUGUCCAAGCUCGAGGGCAAGAACUCGUACAUACGCGAUGACACCAUCUUCAUCAAGGCCAUCGUGGAUCUCACAGGCCUCUAAUCUAAGGGCUCGUGGUUUUCAGGUUCUGUAACGGAUCUCGUGCUGUGUAAACGGAGUGGGUCGUGUGACUCGCUCGCAGUGUUUCUGACAGGGUAUUUUGUGCACGGGGCUUGUUUUGUUUCUCGAGAGCUUAUGCCCUCUCGUUCAUGGCACAUCCCUUUCACCUGCAUGCGAAUGCUGACCCAGCAUGUCUGCACUGAUGCUAUGGCAGGCUCGGCUCGUGCCACCAGGGGGAGCUAGAGGUCCACGUGGCUAUCACUCUCACAAGCACAUGAGCCUAAUGAGGGUCCCGUCUCAGCUUCAGAUGACGUCAGUGCUGUUUACAUUUUUAAAAGAGCUUAAAUUAGUAACGGUGACAAUAGGUCAGCUUGGCCUGUGUCUGUCUGGUGCUGUGUACCUGCUUGUUGGUAUGACAGGGUAAUUUGUGUUGAAGUUAUGUCAGUAUUUCUAUAAAUAUAACAGUUAUAUCAAAAAUAGAUUUUGGAGGACCAAUAUUUAGUGGAGAUGCACCCAUGUAAAGAAAGGGAUGCAGAUUGUAAGUGCCAAUGGGGGAAAUGGCUGUUUAUGGAACAGCCUAUGGAUUGGCCCCUAAUUUUUAAGUCUCAAACUUCAGCCCUUUUUGAAGGGUGAUUUCGAUUAUGCUUGCUUAUUGUAGCGGUCAUCAAUUUGCAUAGAAGAAACGUGGAGUUACUGAAAAAAAAUAAUUGGCAGAUUUAAUAUGUAGGUGCAAUUUGCAUGUUAACCAACCUAGCAUCUCUUUCGUUGGCCUUUGAGAGAGAAAUUCCAUUGUCUUUUGAAGCUUGCAUAGGAGUAGAUUUCUUUCAUGUUAUUGUAAAUGGCAACAUUCCAUUUAGUGUGUGCUCAGUCAGUCAGUGAGUGAGUGGUUUUAGACUUGAGGGCUGGUUUGUUACAUCUGUGGAAGAUACAUUUGAAGUUAUCAGGGUUUUAGCAGUAGUUCACAGCAGGGUUUUCAUAUCUUUCAUAUUCACCAUUUUAGUAUGUAUCCCUUGGCAUCCUACAUUUAACUGACAAACAGGGUAUUGCCGCUCCUGCGAUGGUAUUUCUUGUUGCUUUUGUUUGUUUUUUCUCUCACGCUCUCAUCUGGAGUCUUGGUUUAGCAGAUUUGGGAAUGGAAUGUAAACGUAUUUGACAUAUCGAGUGCAAUGGGAUGGAAGUUUGAAGAAGUUUGUAGAAGUUUUAUUGAAGAUUUAUUAAACUUGGAAGUUAGAAAUGACUCGAAAGGAACUAACCCAUGAGAUUUGUAACCACGUGUGCAAUGUCUAACUAGUUUGAUAGAAAGGUAGGUUAGUUUUGAUGAUAGGAGUAUUGGCAAGGUGAUCUGUGAGCUGGUGUUUACAACUGUAAUAUUGAGAUGUCAUAUAAGGGUAUGUGAUGUGUUAAAAUGGGUGGUCUAUAUUAGCAACGUGUGCAAUUUGCAAUUAGCUUCUAUUCCAUUUGGCUUUAAGAAAUUCUUUUGAUGUAAUGGUGGUUAUUUUUAAACCAGCCAUGACAGAUCUUGAAGCUUCUCUGUGCAUGAGAAGCUUCAACGAAUAUAAUGUUUUAUUGUGUGUGUGUUUAUCUAUGAUCUUACACAGUAGGUCAAAAGUGGACACACAUCUUUAUAUUUUAAUGAAUAUCACAAUAUUAUACUAUUAUAUUAUAUACGAUGCUGCUUAUAUAUUUUCUUGAAAUAUUAGCAGUAGUAAUCCUUGAAGAAUAAUAUAGAUAUAUACUUUUAAUAUUAUGAUAUAUGCUAAUCUAGCAUCUAUAAUCAAGUACAUGUAAGAACACUAUUCAGUGAAAUUGUGUGAUAUAUGUUUUUAUUAUGGAUAUAUAGCCACAUAGCUGAUUUUUGUGCUGUCAUGGUGGUUUAAAAAUGUUUAAGGGGGGCAUUAAAAAAUGCUAUACCUAUUGCAGUAGUGAACGUUAUUGUUGCAAAAUGCACACAAAAUAUUUAGGUCCUUUUAAUCAAAGUGCUCAAAACCUUUCAUAGGUGUCAUAGGAUGACAGAUAGAGUUGAUACAGAUGAUAUAGCGAUGUGCAACAAUUUAAGCAACAAAUGCCAAACUUAGAUGGAAACUUAUGUACUUUUUAAUACUCUUCCUAUUUGUUUCUUGUGCCAAAUGUGUAGAGGGUUGAAAGUUUUAACAUGGUUUGAGGCAUAGAUUGAAUGUACGGAAGGCGCAGUGCAAUUUUAUAUAAUGGGUUUACAUGCUAAAUGCGGAACCAUAUUAACUUUCUACAAGAAUUGUGUCCUACAAUUGAUGUGUUGAAAUUCGUUUUCAGUUCAAGUGUAUUUAUUAUCGAUGUUAUUCAAAGCCCAUAUUACAGUUUUUAAUUGUAUCAAUGCUGUA
Molecule: messenger RNA, 4415 nt
Organism: Alosa sapidissima (American shad)
Lineage: Eukaryota; Metazoa; Chordata; Actinopteri; Clupeiformes; Clupeidae
Product: TNF receptor-associated factor 2
Exons: 11
Coding region: 259-2061 (600 amino acids)
Biological process (GO): positive regulation of canonical NF-kappaB signal transduction; protein K63-linked ubiquitination; tumor necrosis factor-mediated signaling pathway
Cellular component (GO): plasma membrane signaling receptor complex; cytosol; cytoplasmic side of plasma membrane
Molecular function (GO): ubiquitin protein ligase binding; ubiquitin-protein transferase activity; tumor necrosis factor receptor binding
Source: RefSeq, a predicted model, not a curated record